Equus quagga is the source of this 1842-nucleotide messenger RNA. RefSeq names its product decorin (gene DCN). The transcript is spliced from 8 exons. Gene Ontology annotation, molecular function: protein binding. Bases 212 to 1294 code for a protein of 360 amino acids. The record is from RefSeq and is a predicted model, not a curated record. Lineage: Eukaryota; Metazoa; Chordata; Mammalia; Perissodactyla; Equidae.
UUUAUUUUUUAACUGUGCUAUGGAGUAGAAGCAGGAGGUUUUCAACCUAGUGACAGUCACAGAGCAGCACCUACCCCUCCUCCUUUCCACACCUGCAAACUCUUUUGCUUGCGCUGAAAAUUUAGUGUAAUUACAUCUCAGCUUUGAGGGCUCCUGUGGCAAAUCCCCGGAUUAAAAGGUUCCUUGGUUGUGAAAAUACAUGAGAUAAAUCAUGAAGGCAACUAUCAUUUUCCUUCUGCUUGCACAAGUUUCCUGGGCUGGACCAUUUCAACAGAGAGGCUUAUUUGACUUCAUGCUAGAAGAUGAGGCUUCUGGGAUUGGCCCAGAAGAUCGCAUUCAUGAAGUUCUAGACUUAGAGCCUCUGGGACCAGUGUGUCCUUUCCGCUGUCAGUGCCAUCUUCGAGUUGUCCAAUGUUCUGAUUUGGGUCUGGACAAAGUACCCAAAGAUCUUCCCCCUGACACCACGCUGCUGGACCUGCAAAACAACAAAAUAACCGAAAUCAAAGAUGGAGACUUUAAGAACCUGAAGAAUCUUCAUGCGUUGAUUCUUGUCAACAACAAAAUUAGCAAAAUCAGCCCUGGAGCAUUUACACCUUUGGUGAAACUGGAACGACUUUAUCUGUCCAAGAAUCAUUUGAAGGAAUUGCCAGAAAAAAUGCCCAAAACUCUUCAGGAGCUGCGUGUCCAUGAGAACGAGAUCACCAAAGUGCGAAAAGCGGUGUUCAAUGGACUGAACCAGAUGAUAGUCGUAGAACUGGGCACCAACCCGCUGAAGAGCUCAGGAAUUGAAAAUGGAGCCUUCCAGGGGAUGAAGAAGCUGUCCUACAUCCGCAUUGCUGACACCAACAUAACCACCAUCCCUCCAGGUCUUCCUCCUUCCCUUACUGAAUUACAUCUUGAUGGCAACAAAAUCACCAAAGUUGAUGCAGCUAGCCUGAGAGGACUGAAUAAUUUGGCUAAAUUGGGACUGAGUUUCAACAGCAUCUCUGCUGUUGACAAUGGCUCUCUGGCCAACACUCCUCAUUUGAGGGAACUUCACUUGGACAACAACAAGCUUAUCAAAGUGCCUGGUGGGCUGGCGGAUCAUAAGUACAUCCAGGUUGUCUACCUUCAUAACAACAAUAUCUCUGCAGUUGGAUCUAAUGACUUCUGCCCACCUGGAUACAACACCAAAAAGGCUUCUUAUUCGGGUGUGAGCCUUUUCAGCAACCCAGUCCAGUACUGGGAGAUCCAGCCAUCCACCUUCCGAUGUGUCUAUGUGCGCUCUGCCAUUCAGCUCGGAAACUACAAGUAACUCCCAGGAAAGCCCUCAUCUUUAUAAGCUGGCAACAUCCCGUUAAUGUCAUUGCUCAAAAAAAAAAAAAAAAAAGAAAGCUAGAUACUGGAAACCUAACUGCAGUGUGGAUGUUUUUCCCACAUGACUUACUAUGUAUAAAGCCAAAUAUGCAGUUUAAAAAAUUGCCUACAAUAAAAAUAAAUUUUGCCUGCCAUAUUUUCAGAAUCCUUUUUUGAAGCUUUCUGUUGAUGUUAACUGAGCUAUUGCAGAUAUCCUUAUUUCACUAAAUGUAAAACUUUGAGUAAAUAUACAUGUCAACAAUUUAGUAAAGCUUUUCUUUUUUAACUUUCAGAAGGAAUCAAAUUGAAAAAGUAUCAAUCUUCUGUAACUCAUAGAGUGGUUAGCUCUUUUAACAAAAAGUCAAAUAUCAAACUCUAACUCUGUAUUAACCCCUGUUAUUACUGGUAAAGCCUCAUUUGAAUAUGUGGAUUUGAUACAGGCUAUGUAAAAGUUUUGCUAAUGUCAUUAUUUUGAAAAAAAUAAAUUCACAAAUACAUUCAAAAUGA